This is a messenger RNA of Trichoderma aggressivum f. europaeum, 1335 nucleotides long. RefSeq lists its product as uncharacterized. The record is from RefSeq and is a predicted model, not a curated record. Lineage: Eukaryota; Fungi; Ascomycota; Sordariomycetes; Hypocreales; Hypocreaceae. The transcript has 3 exons. Gene Ontology annotation, cellular component: mitochondrion. Bases 1 to 1335 code for a protein of 444 amino acids. Gene Ontology annotation, molecular function: acyl-CoA dehydrogenase activity; flavin adenine dinucleotide binding.
AUGUCAUCGUCAUUCACACGGGCCCUGCGCCCUGCCCUGCGCUCCAGCCGGGCCCUCGCCCAGCGAACUUCCGUCGCCAGCGUCCUCCGUCCAGCCAUCCGAAGCAACGUCCCCGUCCGCCAUCUCGCCACAACCAUCCCCAGACUCUCCUCCUCCAUCGACAUCUCGGAAAUCCCACCGACGCCCAUCACCCACCUCUCCGAGAUCGAGGCCGCCAUGACCGAGUCCGUCUCCAAGUUCGCCACCGACGUCGUCCUCCCCAAGGCCCGCGAGAUGGACGAGGCCGAGGCCAUGGACCCGGCCAUUGUCGAGCAAAUGUUCGAGCAGGGCCUCAUGGGCAUCGAGAUCCCCGAGGAGUACGGCGGCGCGGGCAUGAACUUCACUUCCGCCAUCAUCGCCAUUGAGGAGCUCGCCCGCGCAGACCCCAGCGUCAGCGUCAUGUGCGACGUCCACAACACCCUCUGCAACACGGCCAUCAUGAAAUGGGGCUCCGAGCACGUCAAGCGCACGUUUCUCCCGCGCCUGGCCACCGACACCGUCGCCUCCUUUUGCCUGUCCGAGCCCGUCUCCGGCUCCGACGCCUUCGCCAUGGCCACCCGCGCCGUCGAGUCCGCCGACGGCUUCGUCCUCAACGGCUCCAAGAUGUGGAUCACAAACUCGGUCGAGGCCGGCAUCUUCCUCGUCUUCGCCAACCUCGACCCGUCCAAGGGCUACAAGGGCAUCACCGCCUUCGUCGUCGAAAAGGGCACCCCCGGCUUCUCCAUCGCCAAGAAGGAGAAGAAGCUCGGCAUCCGCGCCAGCAGCACCUGCGUCCUCAACUUUGACGACGUCCGCGUCCCCAAGGAGAAUAUCCUCGGCGAGCGCGGCCAGGGCUACAAGUACGCCAUCAGCAUCCUCAACGAGGGCCGCAUCGGCAUCGCCGCCCAGAUGACCGGCCUCGCCCUCGGCGCCUGGGAAAACGCCGUCAAGUACGCCUGGAACGACCGCCGCCAGUUCGGCUCCCUCAUCGGCGAGUUCCAGGGCAUGCAGCACCAGUUCGCCCAGGCCUACACCGACAUCGCCGCCGCCCGCGCCCUCGUCUACAACGCCGCCCGCAAGAAGGAGGCCGGCCAGGACUUCAUCAAGGACGCCGCCAUGGCUAAGCUGUACGCCUCCCAGGUUGCCGGCCGCGUCAGCAGCCUCGCCGUCGAGUGGAUGGGCGGCAUGGGCUUUGUGCGCGAGGGCCUGGCCGAGAAGUUUUUCCGCGACAGCAAGAUUGGUGCCAUUUACGAGGGCACCAGCAACAUUCAGCUCAACACCAUCGCCAAGCUGCUGCAAAAGGAGUACACCAACUAA